AUGUCCGCAACACAUUUCGAUUCCGCACCCCUCCCGGGAUACGCCCACAGCACCACCACUGUCGAAACUGUGCCUUCGUACAACGCUGCCAACACGUCUACGCCGUUUCCUUCCAAGCUUCCAUGCUCACUCACCCUCAAGAACAUCGAUCGCAAGUGCGACCCCAUCCUCUUCGUCGACGAUGCCGCGCAGGGCCGAGUCGUCUUUGAGUUUGUGCAGCUCGAAUACUCACGCAACUCCGCUCUCGACGAUUCGCUCUACGAUGACCUCGUCGGCAAAGCAGCAGAAAUCUUUUCCUCGCCAGUCAAGCUUGUUGUUUCCGCCGACAGCAACGCUCCAUUUGCUGUUCGAAAGCAUGUCGCCUCUUCCACGUAUGAAGUCAUCGAGCUCGAGCAAGACGGAACCUUGGGCAAGUGCACCAAGAUCUCUACCAAAGGUUUUUUCAAAAACAAAUACCACCUCGAGAGGUCCAGCCCAAGCACUAGCGUCGCCGAGUCCUCAGCAUCUGCAUCGUCCCCUAACAAUCCCAGCUCGGACUCUUUCUACAUCAAAGGAUCCCUCAAGGGACUCAACGUCGCCCUGCGCCGCAACGCUGACGGCCAGAAAUCCACCCUUGUCGAGCUGAUCAAGGGAGUGCAAGCUACCGUGGCUCACUUUGACUCUUCCAUCACAUCAUUGCCUAGCUCAUUCUCCAUUCCAUACCUUGUCGCAGUCCUGUUUGCUGCCAUCGACAGCCACCGUGAGCACUACCUGACUUUCACUACCGACGAAAAACUCGAUGAGCUUCAGGCCAAAGUGCGCCCCUCUACCUGGGACAGUCUCUUCCUUCAAGCAGGCCAGACGAGCAAAAAGCAAAAAGAGUUCUCGCAGCAGCUUGAAUCUGAACGUCAGAGAGAAUACAACGAAGCCGUGCACAACAAAAGUGCCUACCCGAACGGUAUCAUCCCUGCUGAGCGCUCAGGCUCAGCGAGCAGGUCAAGAUCGCGUGCUCGCGCUACAUCAAGGGACCAAUCACGCACUGCUAGUCCUGCUCCCAGGACCCUUUUCAAGGUGGAUAACGUGUCCGAGGCCGGUGCGGAAGAGUCACGUGGCCGUCGUUGA
Mycosarcoma maydis (corn smut) is the source of this 1101-nucleotide messenger RNA. RefSeq lists its product as uncharacterized. NCBI's taxonomy places the organism in Eukaryota, Fungi, Basidiomycota, Ustilaginomycetes, Ustilaginales. The transcript has a single exon. The coding region runs from base 1 to 1101 and encodes 366 amino acids. The record is from RefSeq and is a predicted model, not a curated record.